GGGGCUGCGGCGGAUGAGGCGGGAGGAUGGCGGCGGAGCGGGGAGCGGGGCUGCGCAUCUUCCGCGAUAUAUUAAGAAGAGCAGACAAGAAUGAUGAUGGAAAACUGUCCUUUGAUGAAUUCAAAGCUUAUUUUGCUGAUGGAGUUCUGAGUGGAGAAGAGCUGCAUGAGCUUUUUCGCACCAUUGACACACACAAUACUGAUUCUGCCUCCACUGAAGAGCUCUGUGAUUAUUUUUCAAAGCACUUAGGAGAGUAUGAAAAUGUCGUAUGUGUCCUGGAAGACUUGAACAUAACCAUUCUGAAGGCAAUGGACAAAACAAAGAAAGACUAUCAGGAUGCUUCCAGUUUGGAGCAGUUUGUGACUCGCUUUCUUUUGAAGGAGACACUGAGCCAGCUGCAGUCCCUCCAGAGCUCCCUGGAGUGUGCCAUGGAGAGCACGGAGGAGCAGAGCCGUCAGGAGAGAAAAGAUCCAACAAAACCAGAAGUGCUCUCAGUUCAGUGGCCAGGAAAACGCUUAGCUCGAAGGCUUCAGAGGAACAACAGCCUGUCAUCAAAUAACCCUUCUUCUAGCACAGGUUGGUUUGAGGAAGACAGCCAAUGGGUGAUCCAGAUAAACAGACUCCAGAAGCUAAUUGAUAGACUGGAAAAGAAGGACCUAAAGCUUGAGCCACUUGAAGAGGAAGUUUUGGAAGAAAAUGCAAAAUCUCACAUAAUGAUCGUUCAGCACCAAAUGUCUGUGAAAGAAGAGAAAGUGGAGAAAUUCCGUCUUGCUCUGAAGCAGUACCUGGAAUCUGCUUCUGCUCAAGGUGGCUGCUUGCAUGUUUCCAUACAGAAGCUUUCAAGUAAUUUCCACUUCAUUGUUUAUGAGUUCUGGGAAAACAGCAAUGCCUGGAAUAGCCACCUUCAAAUGAAUUACAGCAAGGCAUUCCAGAGAAGUAAUGUGGAUUUCUUGGAAACUCCAGAGCUCAUCACAACAAUGCUAGUGCCUGGUAAAUACCAACUUUUCACUUUUUUUUUUUUUUUUGUUGUAUGUGAAUGAUUCUAUUAGUGUGUUCCAUAUGCAAGACCACUCCAUAAUAUCACCCUUAUUCAGAUCUUCUUUGGUAAUGUAUAGAGGAGAAAAGGACCCCAAAUGUUUCUAUUUGAACCACAGAAAUAUAACAUGCAUCA
Serinus canaria (Common canary) is the source of this 1171-nucleotide messenger RNA. RefSeq names its product N-terminal EF-hand calcium binding protein 1 (gene NECAB1). The record is from RefSeq and is a predicted model, not a curated record. NCBI's taxonomy places the organism in Eukaryota, Metazoa, Chordata, Aves, Passeriformes, Fringillidae. Gene Ontology annotation, cellular component: cytoplasm. Gene Ontology annotation, biological process: regulation of amyloid precursor protein biosynthetic process. The coding region runs from base 27 to 1040 and encodes 337 amino acids. The transcript has 13 exons. Gene Ontology annotation, molecular function: calcium ion binding.